CAUACUUCAGUAAUUGAACGGAGGGGAAGCAACAGGAGCACAGCAGUGAGUCACUGGCUCGCUACAUCCUCAUAUGGAAAUAGUGUCACUGCCUUUCCAUAAACGGCAGCAUAAGAAACCGGAAAUUAGUGCGUUCUAAAAAGAAAUCCCCUGGACCAGCAGCAGCCUUCAAUCUUCAGCGAGUGAAGUAUAAUCGGAGAGAAAUCCUGUCUGUCUCCGUGUUAUUGGGGGUGAAGCUGCAGCGGGAGCGUCUGCUCCGGGACAUUUAGCGAGUGUUUAAAGACCAGGGCCGGUCUAAGCAGCGAGGCGGCAGCAUGCAGGAUCCAAAUGCAGAUACUGAAUGGAAUGACAUUUUACGGAAAAAAGGCAUCCUCCCUCCCAAAGAGGAUGCAAAUCAGGCAGCAGAGGAAGAGCUCAUUCAGCACCAGAAACCGAUCGUUAAAACAUAUGAAGACAUGACCCUGGAGGAGUUAGAGGAGAAUGAGGAUGAAUUCAGUGAGGAAGAUGAAAGAGCCAUUGAAAUGUAUAGACAGCAGCGGCUAGCCGAAUGGAAGGCAACCCAGAUGAAGAAGGUCUUUGGGGAAGUUUUGGAGAUCUCUGGGCCAGACUAUGUGCAGGAGGUGACUAAAGCUGGCAAGGGUGUGUGGGUAAUACUGCAUCUUUACAAACAGGGGAUACCUCUUUGUGCCUUGCUCAAUCAACAUCUAAGUGAACUAGCAACGAUGUUCCCAGAAACUAAAUUUAUUAAAGCAAUAUCCACAACCUGUAUACCCAACUACCCUGACAGGAACCUGCCAACAAUAUUUGUUUAUCGUGAUGGAGACAUCAAGGCACAGUAUGUUGGACCUUUGGUGUUUGGAGGCAUGAAUUUAACAAAAGAUGAACUGGAAUGGAAACUGUCAGAUUCUGGUGCAAUCAAAACUGAGCUAGAGGAAAAUCCACGAAGAAAGAUUGAAGAUAAGUUGAUGUCAUCUAUCAGGACAAGUGCUCCGUUAAAGAGCAACAGUGAUUCUGAAGAAGAUUAGUUAUUUAAAUAUAACGGGAUGCCAUCCAAAAGAAUGACCAAUUAAUGGUUUAAUUUGGUUGUGUGUGGAGUUAAUGCCAUUGUUUUCCAGUAAUGACGUAAGAGCACUGACAUGUGGUGUAAUAGUACCAGGAAGUAAUCUCCAAUGAAAAUGUUAUAUUCCACACAUCCAAGUAAAAUUAAUGUAUAAAAACCUAGGAGUGCUCUGUGUUGUAAUUUAACUCAGAGGAUAGAUGUCAAUUGCAUAAAGGCUGCUUAUUGUAAGAGAGAGAACUCAAUUUUGUCUUACCACAGCCAUUGCAUUUUUAUGCAUUGUGGAAAAGUUCCUCUAAAUUAUGUAUAUUCGUUCGCUGUUUUCUAUACAUGUUCCUACAAAAUCAUGUCAGCAGGAUAUGAUAUAUUUUGUUCAUGUGUUGUAAAGGUAUUCUCAGAAUUAAAUUGUUUUAGGUGUAAACCUCA
This is a messenger RNA of Chiloscyllium plagiosum (whitespotted bambooshark), 1483 nucleotides long. The record is from RefSeq and is a predicted model, not a curated record. NCBI's taxonomy places the organism in Eukaryota, Metazoa, Chordata, Chondrichthyes, Orectolobiformes, Hemiscylliidae.